AUGCAUACGUUGAUUUCUUCAAGUGACGAAUUGAUUAACAGAAACAGUGAACCGAUCAACGUUUCUAUACCGCAGACAACCAACGAGUUGCCCGCGCCAUCUCCUCGACCGCCUCCACGCUGCAUCUCACUCGAGCCGAAGACCGACUCGACCGCACCAUUACCUGUUGUGAUCAGAGAAGUGCCUAGUGAACUUCGGACUUGGAAAAUCACUCGCGAAGGACUUGUUGAAGUCAAUUCUGGAACAAUGGGAGCUUUUUUGGAUAAACCAAAAACAAACAAAAGCAAUAUAACUGGAGAAGGAAAGGACAUCCGCUAUGCGAUCGCCAGCAUGCAAGGAUGGAGGAUUGACAUGGAAGAUGCUCAUGUUGUCGAAAUUUCGAUGGCUGACAAAGAACCAUUCAAGGAUUGGGCGUUUUUUGCCGUGUUUGAUGGUCACGCAGGAAAUGUUGCAGCUGAACAAUCGGCUGAGCACAUUUUGAAGACACUUCUCGAAACCAAAGAGUUCGAUGACGUUAGACAAAUCCUUUGCGAGAACGGAAGCAAGCUGAAUGAGCGAUCGAUUGAGCUUUUGGAAAGUGGAAUGAAGACUGGAUUCAUGGCCCUCGAUAACAUCAUUCGAUCGAGGUUAGCCGCAAAAGAAACUGAUAGAUCGGGAACGACAGCUGUUUGUGCCAUUCUUACCCCUACCCACAUCAUUAUUGCAAAUCUUGGUGACUCGCGUGCUGUGGUUUCUCGGGCUGGAGAGUCAUCAAUCGGUACUGAAGAUCAUAAGCCAUACUUAGAGAAAGAGCGAGAAAGGAUUGUUGGCGCUGGAGGAUCAGUGAUGAUUCAACGCAUCAAUGGAAGCUUAGCUGUCUCUAGGGCUCUUGGAGAUUUUGAUUACAAGGCCGUUCCCGGUCUUUGCCCAACGAAGCAACUCGUCAGCUGUGAGCCAGAUAUUUAUGUGAUUCCGAGAAAGCAGGAUUUGGAUCAAUUCAUGGUAUUGGCAUGUGAUGGAAUUUAUGAUGUGAUGGAGAACGAUGAACUUUGCUCGUUUGUUGAGGACCGCCUCCAAGUUUCCCCGAAGCUUGAAGAUGUUUGCAAUCAGGUGCUUGAUGCUUGUCUGCACCGUGGUUCCCGUGACAACAUGACUAUCAUCUUGAUUUGCUUUCAAAACGCGCCCAAAUUGGACGAGGAGAAGAGAGAAAAAGAAGAAACAUGGGCCGUCGACAUGCGGCAAAAAAUUCAAGAGGUUCUUGAUGAAGAGCUGGCUUCACCUCAUUGGAACAAAGAAGAAGUAGUCUCCAUCUCUUGGGUUCUCCGUCGCCUUUCAGCCAAGGUGGAAACAGAUACUGGACCUGCUCCUCACCGUCUGCGCACCAUUAUUGAUCAGGUGCUCACGGAGAAGGGCAUCACUCACGAUCAU
Molecule: messenger RNA, 1407 nt
Organism: Mesorhabditis belari
Lineage: Eukaryota; Metazoa; Nematoda; Chromadorea; Rhabditida; Rhabditidae
Source: the annotation of a GenBank genome assembly